AAAAAGUUAAGAUUUCCGCAGCCUUCCUUACUAGACGAUUGCGUAUGUUUAAAGAACUAGUCCGAUCACAUGCUUAUAUAACAGUGGAGCAAAAACCACACCCACAACAAGCGAUAUUCAACCCACUUUCUACCUUUCUUUUAAAUUAUUUGCUCUCUCUUCUUAAGCUCAUUUCCAACCUCCCUCCCGAACCAUACAUUACGACCUUUUGCUCAUAAACCUUGGAUACUAAUGUCGCAACUACCAGAAACUCUCGCAGUGGUACCACUGGAAAACAAAGUGCUGCUACCUUCGGUUGUGUUGAAAAUCACAAUGCGGGGUAGAGAAGCAUCCGCACUGACCCGUCGACAUUUUCGAACCUCAGAUCAGCGCAAGGGCGCACAUCUCGUCUGCAUUCCGCUAAAGCCUGUUGCUACCAGUGAUACCACAAACUCGACGACGUUGACUGAAGAGAAAGCGGUUGUUGUCCAUAGCAGCAACACCAGCAAAAAGAACAACAACAACGGUAUUGACGGGAACAAAAGCUUUAACAGUAAUGACCAAGACAUGAGCCAUGAAGAGUUGGAAUCCGGUUUGGUAAAAAAAGGCGAAAAGGACCGUCUAUUUGAAUACGGUUGCGCAGCUCGCAUUCUACGUGUGCAGCGUUCUGGACUCGGUGUCGUUUCUGUCUUUAUCGAAGGCGUAGCCCGACUACGUGUCGAUCGUAUCGUUCAAGACGGAUCAAACGUGCUUGCCAAAGUUAAAUACAUUGAACGGCCCACGAAAGAGAUCAAAAUCGAGCAUCUCAAGGAUGAAACGAUCGCGUUCAAGGCAUUGUGUCGCGAGUUCUUGGCCAAGAUGCGCGAGCUACAAAUGCCAGACUCUUUGAUCGAACAGCUUGGCAAGCUCAUCGAUGGCGUAUCUCCUUUGGUACUUGCUGAUAUGCUGGUGUCGGUCAUUGAAACGUCAUUUGAUGAGAAACUCUGGAUGUUGUCGAAUACCGACAUCAAGGAACGAUUGAUUAAGAUGUCCGAAUGGAUGACUCGCCAAUUACAUGUUCUCAAAAUUUCUGAACAGAUCCACUCCAGUAUCGAAGGCAAGCUUAACAAGCGUCAGCGGGAGUUCUACCUCCGCCAACAGUUGGAAGCCAUCAAACGCGAACUUGGAGAAAUUGACGGUGGAGCAGCGAAUGGAAAGGAAGAGGAUGACAUCGGUCAACUCACGCGUAGAUUGACUGAAGCCAACUUACCAUCAGAAGCCGCAACUGUUGCUCAGCGAGAACUCAAGCGCAUAAAGAAACUUCAACCGUCCUCGAGUGAAUGGUCUGUGAUUCGAAACUAUCUCGAAUUGAUGGCCGAACUACCUUGGUCCAAGAAAUCAGAUGAAGCUAUCGACAUCCAACGCGCCAAGCAACAACUUGAUAACGACCAUUUUGGUCUUGACCAUGUCAAAAAGAGAAUUAUUGAGUACCUGUCUGUCGUAAAGAUUAAGGGUGAUCUCAAGGCACCUAUUAUUUGCCUUGUCGGUCCGCCUGGUGUGGGUAAGACUUCUCUUGGUCGCUCGGUCGCGAGUGCACUGUCGCGAGAGUUCCACAGAAUUUCAUUGGGUGGUGUACGCGACGAGGCGGACAUGCGCGGUCACCGUCGAACUUAUGUCGGUGCUAUGCCUGGCCUCAUCGUCCAAGGUUUGCGCAAAGUAGGAGUGAACAAUCCGCUUUUCUUGCUAGAUGAGGUCGAUAAGCUUGUUCACUCUACACACUAUGGUGAUCCAGCUGCUGCCCUUCUCGAAGUAUUGGAUCCCGAACAAAACCACACAUUUUCAGACCAUUACCUCAAUCUUCCCUUUGAUUUGUCCAACGUCUUGUUUAUUGCUACCGCCAACUCGCUUGAAACUAUUCCCGAACCUCUUCUUGAUCGUAUGGAGCUUAUCCAUUUGAACGGUUAUACCUUUGAAGAAAAGCUUCAUAUUUCUCGAUCUCACCUGCUACCCAAGCAAAUCAAGGCCCAUGGUCUGGAACCAGACCAGGUCAUUAUCUCUGACGAUGUUUUACUCAAGAUAGCUGAAAACUACACGCGUGAAAGUGGUGUAAGAAGUCUUGAACGGACCAUCGCGGCUGUUGUGCGCUCCAAGUGUGUUGAGCUUGCUGAGCUUCAAGAAACCGGUACGAUGGACAAAUAUGUUCCAAAGGUUAAAUUGGCCGACCUUGAGGAUAUUUUAGGUAUUCCUACCUUUGUCAAAGAAGUUGCGGAACGUGACCCAUACCCUGGCGUUGUUACUGGCCUUGCAUACUCUGGUAGCGGUAAUGGUGGUAUCCUUUUUGUCGAAUCGACAAAAAUGCCUGGCAAGGGUGAACUCCAGUUGACAGGAUCUUUGGGUGACGUUAUCAAGGAAUCUGCUCAGAUUGCUCUUACCUGGGUCAAAGCACAUGCCUAUAUAUUGAAAAUUGCACCUACUAUCGACACAAACAUUGUUGAAAAGCACGAUGUCCAUCUUCACAUGCCAAGUGGUGCAAUCCCAAAGGACGGACCAAGUGCAGGUGUAACAAUGGUCACUUCACUUGUAUCACUGUUCUCAGGCUAUUGUGUCAAACCAACCACGGCUAUGACCGGUGAGAUCUCGCUUCGCGGCCAAGUACUUCCGGUAGGCGGUAUCAAAGAAAAGACCAUUUCUGCACACCGUGCAGGUAUCAAAAAGAUUAUCAUGCCUUACCGCAACCGCAAGGAUGUUGAAGCUGAUGUCCCCGAAAGUGUCAAGCAAGAAAUCAGAUUUGUGUAUGCAAAGACAAUCUGGGAUGUUCUGGAAGCUGCGUUGGUCAUUAGUGAGGAUUCAACCGAAAAAUGGACCGCACGCACUUAUGAAAGCCAUCUGUAAAGAACGCAACAACCAAUAACUCUUGAUAAUUAUACAUAGUUCUUAUUUUUCUUCUUCCUUUCGUAUUAAUUUUUAUAUACAAUUUGCAUUAAAGCUGGGUUGGAUUUGUUUAGAUGAGUACAAGA
Messenger RNA from Zychaea mexicana, 2975 nucleotides. Its product is annotated as ATP-dependent protease La. Gene Ontology annotation, biological process: protein targeting to peroxisome; protein processing; protein catabolic process. Gene Ontology annotation, cellular component: peroxisomal matrix. Gene Ontology annotation, molecular function: serine-type endopeptidase activity; ATP binding; ATP-dependent peptidase activity. The transcript has 12 exons. Lineage: Eukaryota; Fungi; Mucoromycota; Mucoromycetes; Mucorales; Lichtheimiaceae. The coding region runs from base 232 to 2850 and encodes 872 amino acids. The record is from RefSeq and is a predicted model, not a curated record.